UUAGUGACAUUCAUAAUUCAUAACAUAACCAACAAUUUUGAACUGAGAAAUAAAAUUAUUGUUUCCAUCAUAGAGAAAAAUAUUGAUACCGUGCUACAAAUCAUUCGAUUUUCCUGUGACUUAUUGUUCAGGCUAGGGGCAACAAAGUAUGUUACUAUUGGGGUGAUAAUAAAAAAAAAAGUAUGGAGAAAGAUUAUGGCAAUUUGAACUUUGAUGAAAGGUACUUCAAUAAUCCAGAUUUAGUUAGAAGGUUACCAGUACAUGAUGACUACUUUACAAAUCCUGAGACUUACAUACCAUACAACUAUAAAAGUAGUGAAGAAACUAGUUACAAGAGAUAUAUAGGAUCAGGAAUUACUUUCGUCAGCCUUGUUGCCGAAAAUUUGUUGAGCCAUCCAUUUCUUGUUCUCAGGAGACAAUGCCAGGUGCACCACACAUCUCGAAGGUACCACCUGCAACCCUUCACCCUGCUGCCGCCCGUGUGGCGCCUGUACCAGCGCCAGGGCGUUACUGCCCUGUGGAAGGGCGUGGGGUCGGUGCUGUUCGUCAAAGGGAUGUCGCUGGGCGCGGAGGACUUGAUCUCGAAGGUGACGCCGUGGCCCAAGGAGAUCGGCAUGCAUAGCAGUCUGAGGCAGUUCUGCCACCACAUAAUGCUCAAGUGCGUUAGUUUGGCGGCGGUGGCGCCGUUUUAUUCGGCGUCGUUCGUGGAGACCGUGCAGAGUGAGAUCGCCAGCGAGAAGCCGGGGAUUCUCGAUGUGUUUCGAGAAGGUUUGAUGCGUCUGUUGAAUUGGGGAAUCCCAGCAAACGGCCGCAUGUUGCCGAUCUGGGCCCUCAUCGUCCCUACAGUCGCCCUCGGUCUUGCCAGGUACCUGUUCUCGUUGAUGGUGCAAGGCGCCACCGUGCGCAUCCUGGUGGCCAGGCGCAAAACUAAACACGAGGAAAGCGGGGCGCUGCCCAAGGACCUGAAUAACUCCACUGCCGUACAGGACAUCGAACUGGCUGCUUCGAUCGUGGCCGCCAUUGCCAGUGACGUCGCUUUCUAUCCUUGCGAAACCAUCAUUCAUCGGAUACAUCUGCAAGGCACCCGCACUAUCGUAGACAACUUGGAUACGGGCAUGUCGGUGUUGCCGAUCUUGACGAACUACACAGGCGCCAUCGAUUGCUACGAGAGUUGUCUGGCCAACGAAGGUGUCGCCGGUUUGUACAAAGGGUUCGGGGCCCUCGUCCUGCAGUACAUCGCGCAUAUCGCUCUUAUCAAGAUGUCCCAUUUCGCGUUGACACAAUUGGGGACUUUGCUGCAAGGUUCAGCUGAACCCAGCGCUAAGCCGGUCAAGUUAUCUCCGCCUGUCAUUUCUAAUGUGGCGAGUCAGGGUAGCUCUUAUCUGCUGCCGUGAAAUUAGCAUUCGCAAUAGGAAUUAAAAAUUGUGUAAAUAUUGAUGGAUGGAUUUUUCCACCACUAGACCUAGAACAUAAAAUUACCGUCAAAUGAGGUAACUUCGAACAUUUUCUACAGUUUUUUCGCCAUAUUACAUUUUGAAGCUAUUUUAUUUCUUCGUGAAAUUAGCACAUUAAUGUAUCGAAUUGUCCAUAUCGCCCUCAUCAAGUUGUCUCAUUUCGCGCUAAAACAGUUGGAGGCGUUGCUGCAAAGUUCUGCGGAGCCCAACGCUAAGUUGGCAUUGGAUAGUAACAGUUUAUUCGCCAUAACCUUCCGGAAAUUAGUUUUAUUCCUCGGAAUAUGAUUCACCAACUUAGCACAUGAUGUAUUGAUUUAUCCAAUUGUGAAGAUGUCGUGACUUCGGACUGAUGAGAAAAACCAUGUGAAACCGAUAUUCAGCUACUCCACUGUCACCUUCAGACAUUUCAAAAAUCGUUAAGAACAUGGAAAUUACAUUAUUGAAAGAAGUGUGUCCGACUUGUUUGAUCUUGUGGUAUUAGUUCGGACCAUAGAAGUCAAUCAAUCAAUAAACUUCAUCAUUCCCAAGAAACAACAUUUGUUCAUAGCAAGGAACAUGGUGAAUAUAUAAAUAUAUUUGACAAAAUGAAGAAGACACAGUAAAAUAAGACUCUCACUCAAGAAGAAAUAAUUUUUUUCAAGUUCAACUGAAAGUGAGUCUUAAUUGACUCAGAUGUUAGGUACCCAAUUGAAAACUAUAGUAGUUGUACCAG
Messenger RNA from Phaedon cochleariae (mustard beetle), 2166 nucleotides. NCBI's taxonomy places the organism in Eukaryota, Metazoa, Arthropoda, Insecta, Coleoptera, Chrysomelidae. The record is from the annotation of a GenBank genome assembly.